Molecule: messenger RNA, 504 nt
Organism: Macrosiphum euphorbiae (potato aphid)
Lineage: Eukaryota; Metazoa; Arthropoda; Insecta; Hemiptera; Aphididae
Source: the annotation of a GenBank genome assembly
AUGAUAAUCAAAAAGACAUUGUUGGUAUCAGUUUUUGUUCUUUUCGGUUGUUUGUUCUCAAUCAAUAAGGCUGCUGAUGAUGCUGCAGAUACAGCGGAUAAGGAAUUAAUGUCAAAAUUAUUCACAGUGGUUUUUAAAUGCUUUAAGGAUGCCGAUUGGGGCACGUGCGGUGAAAUGAUAACAACUAAAUACGACAUAACUCAAGCUAAAUAUAAACAAUGCACAUGUCACAUGGCGUGUGCCGGGGAAGAACUUGGAAUGAUAAAUGCUUCGGGGCAACCAGAACCUGCGAAGUUCCUCGAAUACGUGAACAAAAUCAAUAAUCCAAGCAUUAAGAGUCAAUUGCAACUUAUUUACGACAAAUGCCAAAAUGUCAAAGGGUCGGAGAAAUGCGAUCUCGCAGAACAAUUUGCUAUAUGUGCUUUUAAGGAAUCGCCAGCACUGAAAGAACGCGUUUCUACGUUGAUGGAAAUGUUAGUGAAGAUGAAACCAAAAUCGAAAUAA